This is a messenger RNA of Benincasa hispida (wax gourd), 939 nucleotides long. Its product is annotated as chlorophyll a-b binding protein of LHCII type I, chloroplastic. Gene Ontology annotation, cellular component: membrane. Gene Ontology annotation, biological process: photosynthesis, light harvesting. NCBI's taxonomy places the organism in Eukaryota, Viridiplantae, Streptophyta, Magnoliopsida, Cucurbitales, Cucurbitaceae. The record is from RefSeq and is a predicted model, not a curated record.
ACUCCCAAUUCAUCAAUUCAAACUCCCAAAAACAAAUUAAACCAACAAUGGCAGCUUCAUCCAUGGCUCUCUCCUCCCCAUCUCUCGCCGGCCAAGCCGUCAAAUUAUCCCCCACCGCCUCCGACCUCCUCGGCGAUGGCCGCAUCACCAUGAGAAAAACCGCCGGAAAGCCCAAGCCCAUUUCCUCCGGAAGCCCAUGGUACGGCCCAGAUCGCGUUAAAUACUUAGGCCCAUUCUCCGGCGAACCCCCUUCCUAUUUGACUGGAGAAUUCCCCGGCGACUACGGCUGGGACACCGCCGGUUUAUCCGCCGACCCCGAAACCUUCGCUAAAAACCGCGAGCUUGAAGUGAUCCACUCGAGAUGGGCCAUGCUCGGCGCUCUCGGCUGCGUCUUCCCGGAGCUCCUCUCUCGUAACGGCGUCAAAUUCGGCGAAGCCGUGUGGUUCAAAGCAGGGUCUCAAAUUUUCAGCGAAGGCGGGCUCGAUUAUUUGGGGAACCCAAGCCUGGUCCACGCUCAGAGCAUUCUAGCCAUCUGGGCUUGUCAAGUUGUGCUGAUGGGUGCGGUUGAGGGGUACAGAAUUGCGGGGGGGCCAUUGGGUGAAAUCACUGACCCGAUUUACCCAGGUGGGAGCUUUGAUCCAUUGGGGUUGGCCGACGAUCCAGACGCUUUUGCUGAAUUGAAAGUGAAGGAGCUUAAAAAUGGAAGAUUGGCUAUGUUUUCAAUGUUCGGAUUCUUUGUACAAGCUAUUGUGACUGGGAAAGGGCCUUUGGAGAAUUUGGCUGACCAUUUGGCUGACCCUGUUAACAAUAAUGCUUGGGCUUAUGCUACUAACUUUGUACCUGGAAAGUGAGAAAUUUGGUACUGUUGUUCUUUUGGGGAUUCUUGUGUACUAUUUUGUAAUGUGUUUCUUGUAGUAAUGGAAUUCUGUACUUUUGAAA